Messenger RNA from Leguminivora glycinivorella, 669 nucleotides. Its product is annotated as zinc finger protein egl-43-like. NCBI's taxonomy places the organism in Eukaryota, Metazoa, Arthropoda, Insecta, Lepidoptera, Tortricidae. The transcript is spliced from 4 exons. The record is from RefSeq and is a predicted model, not a curated record. Bases 31 to 669 code for a protein of 212 amino acids.
UGCCCCCAAAUAGUGUUUUAAGUGCUUACGAUGGAGUCGCCGGCUUUACAGGGCACAGAACAUGUUUGCAAGAAGUCCAAGGCCUGUGAGGAUGUGUGUAUAACGGAUUUAUCGACGAUCGCAGUGUCUGUGAAAAUGGAGCAUUUGCUGGACGAUGUGUGCGUCAAGGACGAACCUAGAUCCGAUGGUGUGUGUAUAAACAGUGAGCCAUCGAGCUCAGAAGUGAGUGUAAAAGAGGAGUCAGCCAGCGCGUGCGCGGCGGCGGAGCUGUACGCCGGCCACGCGGUGAAGGACGAGCUCGUGCUCGGCCCCGAGCUAGUGGAGCGACACGCAUCAGCAGCUUCCGACGGGGCGAUCGUAAUAGUGCGGCAGUCAUGUGUCCCUCGGAGACCGUUCCUGCGGGACUGCUCCGUGAGGCUGGAGCGCCUCGCUGUGGAGACUCUGCUCACCGGCAUGUGCAGCACAGACCGGGACAUGGCAUCAGGACAAACUCCACAGGAGAAAUCGAGUGGAGGAACCGACACCUACAGAUGUGCGCACUGUAAAUAUACGACGGUUAAGAAACUGCGCUUAAUUAAGCAUUUGAGUAAACACACCAGUGAGAGGCCGCACAGGUGUGACCAGUGUAACUAUGCUUGCAACUCCAAUGAUAAUAUGAAACUCAUCUGA